UCCAUCCUCGCUAAUUGACGCUGUCUUAUUAGCUUUGAACUUCAAGUCUCCUACGUUUUCCAGACUGUAGAGCAGUUUAUUAAAAAAAAAAAAAAACAUCUUGUGUUAGGCCUUAUUACAUCAGACUGAUUUGUGUUUGCAUUGGGGUCUCUCCCUCAAACACCUGGCAGUUUGUGUCUCUCCUGAACACCGAGGAUGAGUGUUGAAUGAAUCCUUCCUUCCCUGGACUGAAAUGAUCACCUUGUGAGGAAAAAAAAACACACCUCUGUCCCUCUUCACAUCAUCACUGACACGUUCUGUUCCCUGUUAAACGCACAAAAGCUAAGCUCAAGAUGGCUCUCAACGUCCCCGGUCUAGUGGUGAUGGCGGUGUUCUACGUCGUGAUUUUGGGCACAGGCAUCUGGGCGUCCAUGCGCUCCAAGAGGGUAGAGAAAAGAAGCACAGGAGACGGCAUGGAGAUGACGCUUCUGGCUGGACGCAAAAUUAAUUUGCUUGUUGGGAUUUUCACUCUCACUGCUACAUGGGUGGGAGGAGGUUUCAUUCUGGGUAUCGCUGAGGCAACAUACAACCCAACACUCGGUGCGGUUUGGGCGCUCAUGCCCGUUCCUUAUGUCUUGACCUUCUUCUUAGGUGGCUUUUUCUUUGCCAGGCCUAUGAGAGAGAACAAGUACAUGACAAUGAUGGAUCCUUUCCAACAGAAAUAUGGGAACGUCCUGAGCAGUGCACUGAUCUUUCCUGCGCUGGUGGCCGAUGUGCUGUGGGUGGCACGCACGCUUGUCAGCCUGGGUGGAACCAUGAGAGUGAUCCUGGACCUGCCGUACGUCUACUCCAUCAUCAUCUCCUCAGUGGUGGCCAUCAUCUACACUCUGCUGGGGGGGCUCUACUCUGUGGCCUACACCGAUGUCAUCCAGCUGAUCCUCAUCUUUGUCAGCCUGUGGGUGUGCGUUCCCUUCAUGUUGACCAACCCACACUCCCUGGACAUUUCGCUCACGGCGUACAACCAGACUUUUCAGGCCCCAUGGGUGGGCACAGUGGAGCUCAACGAAGCCGGCAAGUGGUUUGACGACUUCAUGCUGCUGGCGCUGGGCGGCUUGGCCUACCAGGCGUUUUACCAAAGAAUCCUGUCCUCCUCGUCUUACAGCCAGGCUCAAUUGACCUGCUUCACUUCAGCAGGUUUCUGCCUGGUCCUGGGUAUCCCAUCUGUCCUGAUCGGAGCUGUGGCAGCGUCUACAGACUGGAACUCAACCACAUAUGGAUUACCCACCCCGUAUGAGCGGGACGAAGAAGGAUCCAUUCUUCCUAUUGCACUGCUUUUCCUCACACCCACCUACGUGUCUGUCAUUGGGAUUGGAGCUGUUGCUGCAGCUGUCAUGUCCUCCAUGGACUCAGCCCUGCUGUCCUCUGCCUCUUUGUUCUCUUCAAACAUCUACAAGAACAUCAUCAGAAAACAGGCCUCAGACUAUGAGAUGCAGUGGGUGAUCCGGAUCUCAGUGGUAGUCGUGGGUCUCGCUGGCACUGGUCUCACCUUCCUGGACAGCAGCGUCCUCGUCUUCUGGCUCGUAGGGGUGGACAUGUCCUACACCAUCAUGUUUCCUCAGCUGGUCUGCGUCCUCUUCUUUAAGGUGUCUAACGGUUACGGAGUCUGUGUUGGCUACAUCCUGGGCUUUGUCAUGAGGGUCCUGAGCGGUGAGCCGCUCAUAGGCCUCCCGCCCGCCAUCAGGUUCCCUGGCUGCCGGUUGGACAAGGAGGGGAAGCUAACCCAGUUCUUCCCCUUCCGCACAACUAUCAUGCUCUUGUCGCUGGUGUCCAUUGUGUUCUUUUCAUGGUUGGCAUCCGUAAUUUUCAGCAAAGGCCUGCUGUCUGAUAAGUGGGAUGUGUUCGACAUUAAACGCAGGGCAGCACAGACGGCGAGGGCUUCAGAUGUGAAAAUGUCAGACACCGACGAGGGUGGCUCUGCAGCCAAGCAGCAUCUGAACACAACCAGAUGCUAAAGAGGCUGAAGUCUGGCCUUUUUGACUGGGAGAUGGGAUGUUAAAAAGGGGAACAAUAAAAACAGAUUCUAUUAUAUGCACAAUUUCUGUAAGUUUAUAUGUCAUGAUGGUUUAUGAUGAACACGUAUGUCAUGCAUAACUAAAAUGGAGGCACCCCAGCUGUUAACAUAAGUUUUAACCAGAAAACUAUUUGAAUUAUGGUUAAAUGUUAAUAAAGAAAAAGGUCAUAGCUUUGUACCUCCUUAACGAAAGGAGUUUCACAUGUGCACUAACAUAUUUUUCAUAUAAAAUAUAUAUUUUUUUGCAUCAGACAGAUCUGCUGGUCAAGCACAAUGAUACCAUUGCCAAUAAACUAUCAGUACUUCUGGCAGUGUGAGAAGGUGCCAAGUCCUGCUGGAAAAAUAAAUCAGCCUUUCCACAAAUGUUAACAAUACAGCAGCGUACAGUCCUCUAGGAUUCCCUGGUACAUGUCACCGUUAGACCAGUACGACGUUUCUAAUCAUUCUGGUUCUGGAUUGGGUUAAAAACAAAGAAUGUGAUGGUUGUAGCUUCCGCCCUGACAUGUUUGUGUGUGGUAACUCUGGAAACAGUAGCUGUGUUUCCUUUACAAAUGUGCGCAAAGCUUUGUCAGUAAUGUAGAAAAAACACAAUUUCUCAAUUGCGACAUUUGAAUUGCAUGAGAAACGCAAAUAAAAUCACAUGUGAAUAAGUUUGUUCACACGAUAAGUCAUUAAAAAACAUGUCGUGCCCUCAUC
Poecilia latipinna (sailfin molly) is the source of this 2746-nucleotide messenger RNA. Its product is annotated as high affinity choline transporter 1-like. Gene Ontology annotation, molecular function: choline:sodium symporter activity. The record is from RefSeq and is a predicted model, not a curated record. Gene Ontology annotation, cellular component: plasma membrane. The transcript is spliced from 9 exons. The coding region runs from base 333 to 1991 and encodes 552 amino acids. Lineage: Eukaryota; Metazoa; Chordata; Actinopteri; Cyprinodontiformes; Poeciliidae. Gene Ontology annotation, biological process: transmembrane transport; acetylcholine biosynthetic process; choline transport.